Clonostachys rhizophaga is the source of this 918-nucleotide messenger RNA. The record is from the annotation of a GenBank genome assembly. Lineage: Eukaryota; Fungi; Ascomycota; Sordariomycetes; Hypocreales; Bionectriaceae.
AUGCCAGAAGUUCAGUAUAACCCUCAAGGGGCUGUAUGGAAAUACACGUACGCGGAGGGCUCUGGAUCUGGCCGAGUUUUCUUCCACUCCCCUCAGCGCCACUGGAGCGACCAGCGUGCCUCGCUUGUUCUACGACAGGUCAAUUCGACAGAUGAGAACAAGGUGUGGAUCAACACAGAUCCCUCCCUAGUCGUUAGAUGCGACGAGCUCAACUCAUUUCCGACCCCAGAAGAUGCCCACGGCGUCAUUAUCUGCAGCGGGCUGGCCAGAUCUUUGUCCCCAUCGCGCAGACGGGUUACGCAUCAUCGCGGGGAGCGAAUCUGGGUCGAACACACUCUCAACCCCGAAUGCGGACCCAACGGGCUUAUUCCAGUCAUAAGUCUGGAUACUCUGGAACACUUUGAAAUACCUCACCGACACAUCUGCUUUGUGGCCCAGGUCACCCGUUUCGAUGCUCGAGGGAGUCAGUAUUACGGAACUCCAGUAGGCCCUGCCCGUAACCGCCAAUCCAUCGAGCCACAAGAGCAUCAGUCCCAACAGCAGCCACCGCGCAGUCAGGCCUACGUCGAAUGGCCGGCCUCGAAGCCGCAACUGGCCAGUUUCCGGUGGCUCCCUUGCCAUUCCGACGCGGGCGAAGAUGCAAGCUCUUCACGCCACGGCCUUCAGCUCCUUGGGUCCGUGGAGGAACGCCGCCGUCUUUUUCAAACAAACUGGGCCGUCGUCAGCCAGCAUCUGCGAGCCCCUACCCAACCAGGCGAGGAGAACGAUGCGAUUUCCCUUUCUAGGUCAUCUGCACAGGCUGAUACGCAGGCUGUUCGCAAGAAUCCCAAAGAGUCUCAGCCCAGGCCGGAGUCAAUUAGCUGGGUUCGUGUUGCAUCCACUCAGGGUAACUUAGCAGAGCAAAUCGGGAUAAUUUAG